CAUAUUCCAAUUAUGUCACAAAAUAGUGGGCCUAACCGUAAUAUCAUUUCUGUGUUCCACCACACAAAACAAAGACAAGGAUUUUGUGAAUCAGAAACAAAUGGCAACCACUUUACUGUCCGUACACCGGUUUCUUCCCUCCCAAAGGAGGGAAAAGAUUGGAUGUUUGAGUGGUUUUAGGACUUCAUUGUGUGGACAAGUUUUGUUCAAUCCAAAUUUCUCUGAGAGACAAAUAGCAAGAAUCCAUGGAAACCGUUUUGUUGUUAACUCACUGUUUGGACUUGGAAAGAAGGUGAAGAAGAGUAUAGUCAGAGAGACUGUGAUUCCUGAACCAGAUUACAGGAUUCCAAUUGUACUACUAGGUAUAGCUGGUGGGUUAGUUUACACAGAAAAUCUAGUGCCUGCUGUACCUGUUGGUCUCCUUGGAUUACUUCUGUUGGUCCAGGCCACUAGAGUGAGAUUCGUCUUUGAUGAUGAAACUUUGGAGGUGAAGAUAGGCGAUCAGCUCGACGAAUCAGGCGAGAAUGCUUUCGUGGGUGGAAAAAACCGCUGGAAGUACUCAACCUUUGUUAAUUGGGAAUUCUGGUGGCCGAACUUUCCUAUCUUGGUUUACUUCAAGGAAACGCAAACAAAACCCGAAGGACAAAUUCAUUUCUUCCCAAUAAUCUUUAAUGGAAAGCAGCUUUAUGAUGUUAUGGUGGAGAGAGCUGGCCCUUCAAAAACUAGUGGCCCAAAAGAAUCCUGAAGACUUAGUUGUGUGGCUUGAGCCUCAGGAAUCAAUGUCUCUAGACAGUAAUUGUUUUGAUUUACAGUUUUGAACCAUAGAUAUCCUGGGAGUCCUGCAAAGAGAUUUCUGAAGAUGACAAAGACUUCCUGUUUCUCUUCCACAUAGUGCUCGAUGUUUCAACUCACCCACAAGUUGAAACUUAAUAGCAAUUCAUUUAUUAUUUAGUCUUGCUAGCACAUAAGCUUAGUACAUUCUAUUUAUUUGAGCUGGACAAUUAUUUACUGUAUUCUGGAAACAUACAGGUUCACGAUACCCAUUUAUAAAAUAUUUGGAUCAUGUUGUCUUCCAUAAA
Trifolium pratense (red clover) is the source of this 1079-nucleotide messenger RNA. RefSeq lists its product as uncharacterized. The record is from RefSeq and is a predicted model, not a curated record. Bases 101 to 745 code for a protein of 214 amino acids. NCBI's taxonomy places the organism in Eukaryota, Viridiplantae, Streptophyta, Magnoliopsida, Fabales, Fabaceae. The transcript has 9 exons.